UUUAAAUUAUGAUCUAGUAACGGGAAGGAUAAAAGGAGAGAGGAAAUGAUGUAUACGAAGAGUCUCUAUUCAAAAAGUGAUGUUGUUCUUCUUUUUUGAAAAUACAUAAAAAUAGAGAGUUUGUGUUCCGAAGAAGGAGGAUAGAGUGUUUUUGUGGUUAAAGUAAAAUGGACGAAACAUUCUCUAACAAUAAUAACAAUAUUCCAAUCGAGAUUGUUACCGACGAAGAAAUGGCUUUUAUUGAAGCUGCUUAUGCUUCCGUUUCUCCAUCUCUUUUCAUUCGUUCUUCUUCUUCUUCAACCCCUUCUUCUUCUCCUCAUCGGUUAUUACACACAAAUGCAAUCUCCAUUAACUCAAUCACUCUUCUAUCCAAAAGAAGACUAUCAUCAUCUUCUUCUGAUAUCGAAGACACUCUCAAUUUUGUUAAUGCUACCAAGAAACCAUCUCUUACUGAUUCCCUUCUUCGUCGUUUCAGAAGGAAACGUGCCUUGUCCGUCACUGAUCUUACUUCCACGGAAUGGUGCCCAAAACAAAUGGAAUUUUCACUCGUUCUUGGAGGGCGAAAGGUCAAUCAAUUUAUGAAAGCUGGCAUUGCUCGACAUGCAAAACUUGAAGAAGAGGUUAUAAAACGGGUGGAAGUGAAGGUCAAAUCACAAGAAGAUCGCUGGGCCCUGAAAUUUCUUAAUUUUAUAAAUGGUGUGAAUCAAUUGUUGUUUGAAGGAUUAACUCGGGAACUGCCGAUAAUAGGCUUUGCAGAAGGUAUAUGGAUGAUAGGAGUGAUUGACGAGGUUCGGAUGCCAUUAACUGAAAAUGAUCAUCAUAACCCAAUACUUAUUGACACAAAGACUCGUGCUCGAGAUACGCUUCCCGCUGAACCACAACGAAGAAAUGGAAGGCUUCAAUUGAUGUGUUACAAGUAUAUGUGGGACAACUUAGUUGCUGAUAAUUUUCCUUCUAAAAACUUUUUUACUUAUUUUGAUUUAAACCCUCAAAGUAUUCUAUGUGAAGAUCUCAAAGUGAUAAGUGCUGACUCUGGAUUUUCUGCUUUGACCCUUGAUGAUGUGGUGAGAUAUUACAGAAACACAUACAUGAUGUUGUCCCCUGCUCAUGAUCAGCUUUUAUUGAGAUAUGAGUAUCAGAAAGAUCAUUCAUUACUUUGUGAAGAUAAAUUUGCAUAUGAAGCUGAGUGGUUAAAGAAUCAAAUUCGUUCUUGUCUCGAGUUUUGGCUUGGAGAGCGAGAAGCUGCUUAUGUUCAUGAGGAGGAGCGCUGGAAAUGUCGGUUCUGUCAAUAUGCCACUGUUUGUCCUGCGUAUACUGAUAGUAAGGAAGCGAGUGCCAAUACAAGCAAUGAUUCAAAAGCUAAAGAAGGCUAGAUAUGAUUCAAGAUCAAGUGACUCUUAGCUACCUUAAUAACGGUUGAGAACAAGAAAAGAGCAUGAUAUUUCAACCAAUUGUCUAUCUAUUCUAAUAAAAGUUUCUCCUAAUGACACGUGGGAAUUCACAUCUCGUUUCCCACCAUUUUUUCACACACAUGUAUAAAAAAGCACGAGAUCAUUGCUAGUUAUAACUUACAGGCGUAGUAGGUUUAUUGUAAGCAUUAUUUAUUCAUGCAUUGUUGUUGUAGCAGAAUGUCAAUUAUUUAUGUAACUACCUACAAAUAUUUCAUUCUUGUAUGUACAAAGUUAAUUUGCUUUUGGAACAUUAGUGUACCAAUUUGUAUUAAUAUUAUCAAAGGCACCAGCAAAAAUGGUAACCACAAGUACGAUUUUCUUA
Messenger RNA from Cicer arietinum (chickpea), 1773 nucleotides. RefSeq names its product exonuclease V, chloroplastic. Gene Ontology annotation, cellular component: nucleus. Gene Ontology annotation, biological process: interstrand cross-link repair. Gene Ontology annotation, molecular function: single-stranded DNA 5'-3' DNA exonuclease activity. NCBI's taxonomy places the organism in Eukaryota, Viridiplantae, Streptophyta, Magnoliopsida, Fabales, Fabaceae. The record is from RefSeq and is a predicted model, not a curated record.